This is a messenger RNA of Amaranthus tricolor (Joseph's coat), 4902 nucleotides long. RefSeq names its product DNA polymerase alpha catalytic subunit. Gene Ontology annotation, molecular function: chromatin binding; pyrimidine nucleotide binding; single-stranded DNA binding. Gene Ontology annotation, biological process: leading strand elongation; mitotic DNA replication initiation; DNA replication. The coding region runs from base 83 to 4639 and encodes 1518 amino acids. Lineage: Eukaryota; Viridiplantae; Streptophyta; Magnoliopsida; Caryophyllales; Amaranthaceae. Gene Ontology annotation, cellular component: alpha DNA polymerase:primase complex. The transcript has 31 exons. The record is from RefSeq and is a predicted model, not a curated record.
UUGGAUCCGACAAUCAAUAUCAUUUCAUUCCCCUCAUAUCUUACCAAUCAGCAACCUCAACUCCAAACCUCAAAAACCAAAAAUGGAGGACGAUAAUCAACCAACGGUGGCUGGCAGACGGCGAAGCCGAGGUUCAAAUGCCGCAACAUCUGCUAGAUCUCAAGCCCUAGAACGCCUCAAAGCGCUCCGACGCGGUGAAAGUCGUCCUUCUUACGACAUCAAAAUCGACGCUCCAAUUUACGACACGGUUGAUGAAGAUGAGUACAAAACCCUAGUUGCUAAACGGCGUGAAGAGUUCAGUGAUUUCAUUGUCGGCGAUGUAAAUGACGGCUAUAUUGAUGAUGGUGAGGAGGAAGAUUGGACGAAAGCUGGACUUUCGUUUUCAUCUGAUGAAGAAGAUGGUGAAGAAGGGGAGAAAAUUAAGAAGAAGAAGAAGGAGAAAGUUGAGAAGGAAAAGAAACCUUCGGCUACCGCGAAUGCACUUUCUGCUGCUGCUGCUAUGAUGGGUAAACAACGGAUUUCGAAAAUGUUUACUACUUCUGUGUUUAAGAAGAGAAAUGAAGAAAAGAUAAGUUGUGAUAGUGUUGUCGAUGAUAUUAUAGCUGAGUGUAUGCCAGAUGAUGUCGAUCGUGAACGGAGGAGAAGACCCCAAUCAAAAAAUUUAGGGUUAGGGGUAGGAUUUGGGAUUAAUAAGGUUGAUGAGAAACCUGUUAAUAAUUGUUAUAGGAAGACUGAUGAUGUUUUAAAUUGUGGUUUAGCUAAAACAAUUGAGGAAAUUAACGAUAAGGUAUGUGUAGAGAAGAAUAUGAAUGAUUUAGGUUUAUUAGAUGAUGAAAUGAAGGAAUUCGAGCACAGAGAUAUGAAUGAGAAGGUAGAAAGUGUGGUUGAGCUUAAAGACGAACCAGUUUUGAAGGAAGAAGAACAGCAAGUUUUUGCCUUUAAUGCUAAGAUCAAGGAGGAGAAGAUUCAGGCUUACAGCGCAGCGGUUGAGUGGCAAGCGAUUAGCAAUGCAAGAGAAGGAAAUGGUGAAGGGGUUAAGCCUGUUGAAUCGGGCGAAGAAAAACCAAAUUUUGUAUUGGAGAGUGACGGGUCCUUGCCUUUCUAUAUAAUUGAUGCUUAUGAAGAGAUAUAUGGGGCAAAUUCUGGGACAAUUUAUCUAUUUGGCAAAGUUAAAGCAGGAAACGCAUACCAUAGUUGCUGUGUUGUUGUAAAGAAUAUGCUGAGGUGUUUAUAUGCUAUUCCGAGUAGUUCGGUUUUUCAUAAUGAAGUCGUCUUAAAGCUCGAAAAGGAUGCUGCUGAUAAUAAGAUUUCAGCUACUGAAUUCCAGACCAAGCUUCAUGAAGUGGCGUCCGGGUUGAAAACUGAAGUGGCAAAACAUUUGAUGGACCUCAAUGUUUCCACAUUUAGUAUGGCGCCUGUUAAGAGGAGUUAUGCGUUUGAGCGGUUUGACAUACCUCAUGGGGAGAACUAUGCGCUUAAGAUCAAUUAUCCAUUCAAGGACCCUCCACUACCAUCACACCUCAAGGGAGAUACCUUGUUUGCAUUGUUUGGGACUCACACAAGUGCCUUGGAACUUUUUCUGGUCAAGAGAAAAAUAAAGGGACCAUCUUGGUUGUCAAUAUCUAAAUUUUCUAGCUGCUCUUCUCAUUCACGGGUAAGCUGGUGUAAGUUUGAGAUAAUUGUUGAUUCUCCAAAGGACAUCCAGGUGUCAACUUCCACCAAGAAUACUGUAGAAAUUCCUCCGGUGAUAGUAACAUCAAUUAAUCUGAAAACCAUUAUUAACGAGAAACAAAAUAUCAAUGAAAUUGUUUCAGCAUCCAUCAUUUCAUGUAAUAAAGUGAAGAUUGAUACUCCAAUGUUGGGUUCUGAGUGGAAAAGACCUGGUGUUCUUAAUCAUUUCACUGUUGUAAGGAAGCUCGAUGGAGGUAUCUAUCCUGUGGGGUUCACUAAAGAAGCUGCAGAAAGGAAUUUAAAGGCAGGCAACACUGUACUUACUUAUGCAAGCAGUGAAAGAGCGUUGUUGCUCCUCCUAAUGGCAGAGUUGCACAAGUCAGACAGUGAUGUUCUUGUAGGCCAUAAUAUAUCUGGAUUUGAUCUUGAUAUUCUUCUCCACAGAGUUCAGGCAUGUCGAGUGUCAAGUAGUGUGUGGUCUAAAAUAGGCCGUCUCAAGAGAGCGACAAUGCCUAAAUUGACUAAAGGAAGCUCUGUUUUUGGAUCAGGAGCAAGUCCAGGAAUAAUGUCCUGUAUUGCUGGUCGCCUCUUGUGUGACACAUACUUGUGCUCUCGAGACCUUUUAAAGGAGGUGAGCUACUCACUGACACAGCUAGCAAAGUCGCAGCUGAACAAAGAUCGGAAGGAGAUUGCACCAAAAGAUAUUCCUGAAAUGUAUCAAACAACUGAAUCUCUGGUUGAUUUGAUAGAAUGCAAUCAGACAGAUGCAUGGUUGUCUCUAGAACUCAUGUUCCACUUGAGUAUUCUUCCACUUACUCGUCAACUAACUAAUAUAAGUGGCAACCUAUGGGGAAAAACUCUACAAGGAGCUAGAGCCCAGCGAGUGGAAUAUCUUCUCUUACAUGCUUUCCAUGCAAAGAAGUAUAUAGUUCCUGACAAAAUUUCUUCUCGUGGAAAGGACCAUAAAUUGACAAAACGCAAAACAGACAAUGAUGGUAAUAUUGAUGUAGAUAAUGUAUAUGAUGAAAUUGAGGCUCCACAAGAAGAUCGUGGAAAAAGUAAGAAAGGGCCUGCAUAUGCUGGUGGAUUGGUUUUGGAACCCAAAAAGGGUCUAUUUGACAAAUAUGUUCUGCUCCUGGACUUCAAUAGUCUUUAUCCUUCUAUCAUUCAGGAAUACAAUAUCUGCUUUACAACAGUUGAAAGGUAUCCUGAUGGAUCCGUUCCACGUAUGCCCUCGAGUGAGAAAACAGGAGUUUUGCCUGAGCUGCUUAAAAAUUUGGUUGAGAGGCGUCGAAUGGUGAAAUCUUGGCUGAAGACAGCAUCAGGCCUCAAGGCUCAACAAUUUGACAUACAACAACAAGCACUUAAGCUCACAGCAAAUAGUAUGUACGGCUGCCUGGGUUUUUCCAACUCAAGAUUUUAUGCUAAACCACUUGCAGAACUUAUAACUCUACAAGGAAGAGAGAUUUUGCAAAGUACUGUUGAUCUUGUGCAGAACAUUUUGAACUUAGAGGUUAUUUAUGGUGAUACGGAUUCAAUUAUGAUUUAUAGUGGACUUGAUGAUAUUGCAAAAGCCAAAGCUAUUGCUGGAAAAGUUAUCCAAGAGGUUAAUAAGAAAUAUAGGUGUUUGGAAAUUGAUCUGGAUGGGCUGUACAAGAGAAUGUUGCUUCUCAAGAAGAAAAAGUAUGCAGCUGUCAAAUUGCAAUUCAGGGAUGGUACACCAUACGAGGUAAUUGAACGUAAGGGUCUUGAUAUGGUGCGACGCGAUUGGAGCUUGUUAUCGAAGGAACUUGGAGAUUUCUGCCUUAGUCAAAUACUUUCUGGAGGAUCAUGUGAGGAUGUUGUGGAGGCAAUACAUAGUUCUCUUAUGAAGGUGCAAGAGGAGAUGCGGAAAGGAGAAGUACCUCUUGAAAAAUACAUCAUUAGAAAGUCAUUGACAAAACCACCUGAAGAUUAUCCUGAUGCCAAAAAUCAACCUCAUGUCCAGGUGGCAUUGAGACUGAAACAGAAUGGUUAUUCUUCUGGAUGCUCUGUAGGGGACACUGUUCCUUAUAUUAUAUGCUGUGAGCAGGGAACCAGUCUAGCAACUUCUGGUGGUAUUGCUCAGCGAGCUAGACAUCCUGAUGAACUUAAAAGAGACAACUCCCAAUGGAUGAUUGACAUUGAUUAUUACUUGUCCCAACAGAUUCAUCCUGUAGUUUCACGAUUGUGCGCAUCCAUCCAGGGUACAGAUCCUGCACGUCUGGGUGACUGUCUAGGGCUUGAUUCAUCUAAGUUUCAAAGUAAAUGUAGCCACAUCAACAGCAAUGAUCCUUCAAGCUCACUGUUAUUUUCUGUCAAUGAUGAAGACAGGUAUCAAAACUGUCAACCUCUAUCAUUAUCUUGUCCAACUUGCUUUGAGACGCUUAAAUGCCCAAGCAUCUUUAGUUCUCUCUACAAUACAAUUGCUGAAAAGCCUAAUGAGGCUAAACCAGAAGAAUCUACUUCUAACUUCUGGCAGAGAUUGCGAUGCCCUAAGUGCCCAGAGGAAGGAGAUGUUGGUCGAAUAUCUCCCGCGAUGAUUGCCAAUCAGGUCAAGAGGCAAGCAGAUGGUUUCAUUUCAACGUAUUACAGGGGUCUAAUGACGUGUGACGAUGUAACUUGCAAGUACACUACCCGUAGCUUAAACUUGCGGGUGAUAGGUGAUUCUGAGAGGGGAACUAUCUGUCCAAACUAUCCUCUUUGUAAUGGUCAUCUUGAAAGAGAGUAUUCCGAGGCGGAUCUUUAUAAGCAGCUCACAUAUUUCUGCCACAUAUUGGAUACAGUUCGUUGCAUUAAAAAGGUGGAUGCUGCUGCAAGACUAUCCCUCGAAAAGGAGCUCAUAAGAAUACGAACCAAGGUUAAUUUAGGGGCUGCUCUCGCGCAGAAGUUGCAAGAUCGCUGUGCCUAUGGAUGGGUUCAGCUGAAUGACCUAUUUGUCACACUAUGAAGUUUCUGGCUUACCAUUUACUGCUAGUAGCUAAUUAAUAUUUGUGAAUAAGAUGUGCAUAUAAUUUUCUUGUGGUUAUGUAAGUUGAUAGGUUUAGAUGGGUAGAUAAGUUGGCUAUGCUAAAGUGUGGAACACUAGAUGGAACCAAAUCUGUCCCAUAAAUAGUUUUCACGUCGACCACAUUUUGGGUAUACACCACCCUGUAAGUUUUUAAAUGCAAAACGUUGGCAAUUAAGUGUUACAUAUUUUUUUUUUCUUGUUCA